Didymodactylos carnosus is the source of this 699-nucleotide messenger RNA. The record is from the annotation of a GenBank genome assembly. Lineage: Eukaryota; Metazoa; Rotifera; Eurotatoria; Philodinida; Philodinidae.
AUGUCUCCUUAUGGCAUUAAAUUUCCGUCACGAAUUAUGCGAAAUGCCGAAUUGGCUAAAAAUGAAAUGGAUGUUUCAAUUAUUACUAGUACGACUGUGACACAAACAUCAUCAACAAAAGUAACAAAAAGAAAGCCGCGAACGAGUUCUGUGAAAGAAAAGAAGUCUCGUCGGUCUUCUAAAUCAGAAGAAAAAGUAUCACCGUCUCCAAAAGUGAAGAAAGAGACUCCUGCUCCACCACCACCAGUACAAAAGACAAAAGCAUCCUCAGCAGCGGCCGGUCGUAAAUUUUCUCCAGACGAUAUUCAAAAAUUAUCGUUGAUUAAUUGUGCACGAGAAUUUGGUCAAUUUCACAAAGAAUUUUAUGUUGAUAUUGGAAAAGAUUCAUCAAAAGAUAAUCAUUUGAAACAGUUGGCAUUACAAACGACAAAAUGUUAUCAUUUAAGAAAUAUGUUUAAACGUUUAGGAAAUGAACAACAAAAUUACGAUCAAAUUAAACAUUAUUAUCAUGCACGACUAGACGAAUAUCGAGAACUGAGAAAAAUGGAUUUGAUUAAAAAAUUAAAUUCAUACCGACAACAAGUUAAAAUGCAUAUUGAUAAAUGGUUGAAACGGAAAAUUAGACCGACAAUGUCACAAAUACUGGAUACAACAACGGCUGAUGAAAAUACUCAAGAACAAGAAGAAAAUAUGGAAUAA